UGUUGUAUUGUUGCCCCUAUAAGAGACAGUCUAUCAGGGAACUCUUGUAGCAGUUAAUUGUUUCACUUCCUUUACAAAUAGAAUUCUGCCACAGUUAAUUGUCUCUUGACACGAUUUAAGUGACCCCAUUUUCAUGUGAUUGCCCCUUCAAAGGAAGAGGAUCCGUCCCGCAAUCAUAUUACACUGAAUUUCCACAAUCAGUAAAUUAACCCAAAAUAGAUGGCAGCCAAUACAUCAACGACACCAAGUUCAUCGGGAGGACAGGGACAACCACGGAUAGACAGACGGCUCCUGCAAGCAGCGACAUCUGGUGAUUCUGGGUCAAUGAAGGCCAUGGCUUCACAGGAUCCAAGCAUUCUGCUUGGAACACCUCCCUUGGGGAACACCGUCCUCCAUAUAUCCUCGGUUCAUGGUCACGAGGGAUUCUGCAAGGAUGUGCUGGAACUAGAGGAGUCUCUCCUCACGGCUGUUAACUCCGACAAGGAGACGCCACUUGUCGCCGCAGUGAGAAGCGGCCGUGUCUCCUUGGCUUCUGUCUUACUCAGCAGAUACUGCCGUUCACGGCAGCUGAGUGAUGCAAUCUUACGACAAGACAAGGAUGGUUGCAAUGCACUGCACCAUGCCAUUCGCAGCGGCCACAGGGAGCUUGCGAUGGAGUUGAUAGCAGCAGAGCCUGGUCUGUGCAAAGGUGUGGACAAGUAUGGCGAGUCACCUAUGUUCAUCGCUGCGAUGAGAGGUUUUGCACAUAUUUUCGAGAAACUGUUGAAUAUUCCAGAUUCUAGUCAUGCUGGACGGAAUGGUUUGCAUGCUGUGGUUGAAAAUGGGGAUAAAGACAGCGCUAUAAAAAUUAUGGGGAUACGACCUGAAAUGGCGAGAGCAGCUAACAUGAACAACAAUACACCAUUAAGAGUGGCUGUACUUUUUAACAAGCCUGACGUGCUACGAGUGCUGCUAGAACAUGAUUGUUCUUUAGGGUAUGAACUAACCAAAUCCGGUGCGCCCCUCCUUACUGCUGCCUCAUUUCGAGGUCACGUUGAUGUUGCUCGAGAGAUUCUUAGCAAUUGUCCAGACGCUCCUUAUUGCACAGUAGAUGGCAAGCAAUGGACAUGCCUUCAUACAGCUAUAUCUCACAAUCAUACCGAGUUUGUUGAAUUUAUUCUAGCGACACCUCAACUCCGGAAACUUGUUAACAUGCAAACCAGUAAAGGAGAAACCGCUCUACAUAUGGCAGUCCAAAAGUGUAAUCCUAAGACAGCUGCUGCUUUAUUGUCUCACGAGGAUAUAGACCCGACGGUUGUUGCCGACAAUAAUAGUCCAGCAGCUUGGUCAUUGGCGCAAACCACAAAUCAAGCCAAGACUUUAAACUGGUACAUACCAUAGAGAUCACAAUGGUGAGCCAACAUCAAGUCAACUUCAAGCAUUAGCUUUCCAAGAUCUAUAAAUGCUACAAAUACGAGGACAAUUUUAAUCUACUGUCAACAAAUAGUCAUGAGCCAGUUGAAGGAAGCUCUUCAAUACCAGGGCAGUCAGAGUCAGUUAAAAUCAUACCUGUUUCGAGCUCAGGAAGAUGAUCAACUGGCCAUAUAUUCGGCCAGCAGCAUGAUGGACACCUGCAGAUUAAAACACCAUUCAACGUCGUAAUAAAGCAAACAUGAAUCAAUAUUCAGUGUGCACAUGUAAUUUUUCAACUCAGGAGGCAGUUGGCAUGUGGUGCAUCUAAAAGAAAUAAUAGCAAGGAUUGUUGUCCUUUCACCGAGCAAAUAUAACAGCGAUUGCAAAGAUUAAAUGGCUUACAUGUUACUGUACAAACGAUAUGUGUAGUAUGAAUUUUAAUAUACAUCAUAGGUAGAGGUCUUGUUAAA
Brachypodium distachyon (stiff brome) is the source of this 1862-nucleotide messenger RNA. Its product is annotated as ankyrin repeat-containing protein At5g02620. The transcript has 4 exons. Gene Ontology annotation, biological process: protein localization to ciliary inversin compartment. Bases 220 to 1380 code for a protein of 386 amino acids. The record is from RefSeq and is a predicted model, not a curated record. NCBI's taxonomy places the organism in Eukaryota, Viridiplantae, Streptophyta, Magnoliopsida, Poales, Poaceae. Gene Ontology annotation, cellular component: ciliary inversin compartment. Gene Ontology annotation, molecular function: protein binding.